Sphaeroforma arctica JP610 is the source of this 1682-nucleotide messenger RNA. RefSeq lists its product as hypothetical. Lineage: Eukaryota; Ichthyosporea; Ichthyophonida. The annotation marks the transcript as partial. The transcript has 12 exons. Gene Ontology annotation, biological process: actin filament organization. The record is from RefSeq and is a predicted model, not a curated record. Gene Ontology annotation, molecular function: actin binding.
GUUGCGUUCGCCGACUGUGGCCCAACUGUAUCUGGCAGAUGAAGACCCUAAUGCUUGGAGGUACACUGGCUAUGCAGGAGCCGUGGCUGUGGUGAAGGAUGGCUACCGCAAAGAUUACUUUAUUCGAGUGCUGUCUCUGGACUCGCCAAGCAAGGUGUUGUGGGAGCAGGCCAUUUAUAAAGAACUGGAUUACGGCUCGGAUAGGACCUACUUUCACACCUUCGAAACGGACAACUGCACGGCGGGGCUUAAUUUCGCCUCAGAGCCAGACGCGCAGGAAUUCCGUGAAGCUGUGAAAGAAGAGAUCAGCAAGAAAAACAGGGCAAAGAAAAAGAUCGCACCCCCCCCGGCUGCGCCUACUGUCACAGCACCACCUCAACAGAAGACUGCACCUGCUGCUCAGCAAACCAGCAAUGUACCCGUUCGGGGUGCCAGAGUGUCAUCCAGCCCAGCGGGUAGGCCCACGAGUCCGAAACCUGAGACUAGCCGUUUCAGCUUAUUCGGGUCGCGGAAAAAGAACAAGGGUCCCAAGAAAUUGACGGCCGAUAUGAUUUCUGGCCCAGCCGAGUUUUCACACGUCUCGCAUAUCGGCUGGGACGCCGACAAGGGAUUCGACACCGACAACAUCCCCGAGGAAUGGCAGACGGUCUUUGACAAGGUAGGCAUCACCAAUGCACAGCUCAAAGCGGACCCUGAGCUGGGCAAGUUCGUGAUGAGUGAGAUGUCAAAUAUGGCCGAGAAGGGGGUCCCCCCCCCUACGGCCCAUGCGCCGCCUGCGCCUGUGCCUAAGCAGAAGUCACCUCCACCCGCCGUCAGCCAGCCCCCUGCACCCGUGGCCGCGGCUGUGACACCGGUUAUAGCUCCUGUCAGCAAACCACCGCCGUCCAGUGGCAGGCCUACGUCACCUCUCAGCCGACCUCCGUCAGGACGUGCACCUGCACCCCCAGCGAGUCGCGCAAAUACCGGACGGUCAGCUCCUCCGCCCCUGCCCCCCACACGCUCACCCAGCGCAAAGAAGAAGCCUGGACCCCCUCCAGCUGCCUACAGCGCUAGUGUUUCCAGUCUGUCAAAGAGAGACUCGACACCACUCGCCCCACCCCCCGCACCUGCAAGCGUUGUCGGUGCAGGUGCACCCCCGCCCCCGCCCCCACCACCCCCGAGUGCCGGUGGACCUCCUCCUCCUCCGCCGCCGCCGCCGCCGCCUCCACCUGCACCUGCGUCUGGGGGACCGCCUCCCCCCCCACCCCCACCCGCAGCGGCAGACAGCUCGUCUCGACCAGCCAGUUCGGGUCAGCCAGCGGACCUGAUGUCGGCGAUUAGGGCCGGUAGCUCGCUGAAGAAGCACACAGACGCACCGUCGUCUCGACCAGGGUCGAGCAGUGGUGGCAACGUAGAUCUCCUGGCACAGAUCCGAGGGGGUGCAUCUCUGAAGAAGGUCGAUGUCACCGAACGUCCUUUAACUCCACAGACGUCCGCUCUCGAUGGAAUGGCUGGAGCGUUGGCUCGUGCGCUGGAGGCCCGUAACCAGGCCAUGGCCGGCAACGACUCAGAUGAUGACGAUGGCGAUUCUGAUUGGGAUGACUAAUGGACCGCAGCCGCAGCUCAACUUCUCGCCAUCGAUGGGAACGAGCACAGAGAUUACAUCACAUGAUAUCAAAAUGAAUAAUUAAAAUAGGUUGUAU